Aphis gossypii (cotton aphid) is the source of this 1862-nucleotide messenger RNA. RefSeq names its product transcription initiation factor TFIID subunit 7-like. The coding region runs from base 188 to 1723 and encodes 511 amino acids. NCBI's taxonomy places the organism in Eukaryota, Metazoa, Arthropoda, Insecta, Hemiptera, Aphididae. Gene Ontology annotation, cellular component: transcription factor TFIID complex. The record is from RefSeq and is a predicted model, not a curated record. The transcript has 13 exons. Gene Ontology annotation, molecular function: RNA polymerase II general transcription initiation factor activity. Gene Ontology annotation, biological process: transcription initiation at RNA polymerase II promoter; RNA polymerase II preinitiation complex assembly.
UUUAAAUAAUAACAAAUUAAUAACUAAUACUAAUAUUAUAUAAAAUGAUCUUAACUUAGUUUAUAUUUAUUAACGAAGUUCAUAAUAUUGUAGACAUUGAAUUUAUUUGUAUUCAGGAGAGAUUUUAUUCAUCAGGUGCAAUUUGUAGGAAGUUUUAUAAAUCAAGAUACAUUUUCAACUUAAUUUAAUGGCGUUAACAUUUGGUGAUAACAUACAUACUAAAACUUUCACUCCUCAAGAAUACCUAGUUGAAGUUCUAAGUUCAGCUAAAAAUAAAAAUGUAAUUAUUUCAUUAGGAGGUUUAACAAAUAAAGUAUUUGUUAUUUUAAAUCUCAUUCGAGAACUUGCAUUUAAAAUUCACAGGAAAUAUGAAAAAAGAAAAUGGACUUUAUUAAUUUUAGAAGAGACAGAAAUUGAUCAAUACAUGUUUUCUAUCAGGCAUUUGACUGAUUUAAAACCGUUAUUGAUUAAAUCAGUCAAUGAUUUGGAUUUAAUUAAUUAUGAAGUAAUUGUUACUACUGAAAACCAGUGCUUAGAAAUGUUUGAAAAAAAAUAUUUAGACUUUGACCAGUUGAAUUUAGUUAUAUUCAAUAACUGCCAGAAAAUAACUGUGAUAAAUAGUACUUAUUUUAAGGAAGCUGCUGCAACAUUAAGGGAGCUAAUAAAAAAAGAUGCUAAAGAGCAAUUGAGUAUAAAAUUAGAAAAUGAUAUUCGUGUAGGGGAAGUUAAAAUCGGCAAUCAUCAUCUGUAUGCAAAGGUUGUUGACUUACCAACUAUCAUUGAAGGACAAAAAACUAUUGACAACAAAACUGUAUAUAAAACUGCAGAUAUAUGUCAGAUGAUUAUUUGCAAAGAAAACGAAGACUUUUUACUUUCUGAUGAAGAUGAUAAAACAAAAGUUUUAAAAAAAAAAGAACCUAAUAAAGUUGAUAAAAAAUAUUUGUGGCCACAUGGUAUUACACCACCAUUGAAAAAUGUACGAAAACGAAGAUUUCGUAAGACUCUUAGAAAAAAAUAUGUUGAAGCUCCAGAAAUUGAAAAAGAGGUAAAAUAUCUUUUAAAAAGUGAUAGUGAAGCUCUUAGUGUAAAAUGGGAAGUAGUAUCCGAAACAGAAGUACAAAACAAUAGAAAAAUUAAAGAAGAACCUUUUAUGCAAGGUGAAAUGCAUAAUGAUCUGAAACAAAAUAUUGCAGAAAGAGAUAUAUUUGGUGAAGCUCUUAGUGAUUCUGAUGAAGAGGCUGGUAAUAUAAACAUAAUGGAUAUGGAUGAAGAUAUGAGUCACUUAACUAAUGAUGAUAGUCGUUUCUCUGAUACUAAUUCAUUAAUGGAGGAAAAGCCUUCAAUAUCUGGAACUCAAAAACUUGUUACGGAGUUUACUAAAGAAAUGUUUAUUUCUGAUGAUAAUUCCCAUCAUGGAAUAAAAAUGGAAGAUGGAAUAGAUUCCACAUUUGAUCCACUGCACAGCGCCGAGCCGCAAACUCUAUCAACAUUGGUUCCAUUAAAAGCCGGAAAUGUUUCAGCUGAUGACAUUAAACAUAGAAUUGAUCAAUUACAACAAGAAAUUGAAGAACUUAAAGAACAUAAAAAACAACAAGAUUUGGAAAUUGCAAAUAUUGAAAAUAUUAACUUAAGAGAACGUUUCAUAAAUUUAUCUAAUAAUUUACUUACUGAACAACUAGAAAAAGAACAACAGAUUCAAGAACUUCAAUCAUAUCUUCUUUAACAUAGAUAGUUGAUAUAAAAUAAUUUUAAUUUUAUAAAUAACAAUUUUUUAAUCUUUAAGAUUGGUUAUGUUAAAUGUGUUUAUGUUCUUAUACAUCAAUAUGUAUAUACAUUUUUAAUAAAUAAUAUUAACACUUUGA